This is a messenger RNA of Fragaria vesca subsp. vesca, 925 nucleotides long. RefSeq names its product 40S ribosomal protein S3a-like. Gene Ontology annotation, molecular function: structural constituent of ribosome. The coding region runs from base 1 to 780 and encodes 259 amino acids. The transcript has 7 exons. The record is from RefSeq and is a predicted model, not a curated record. Lineage: Eukaryota; Viridiplantae; Streptophyta; Magnoliopsida; Rosales; Rosaceae. Gene Ontology annotation, cellular component: cytosol; ribosome. Gene Ontology annotation, biological process: translation.
AUGGCCGUCGGCAAGAACAAGCGAAUUUCGAAGGGGAAGAAGGGAGGGAAGAAGAAGGCAGCUGACCCGUUUGCCAAGAAGGAUUGGUACGAUGUCACGGCACCUAGUCUCUUCAAUGUCAGGAAAGUCGGUGUGACCCUCGUCACCAGAACUCAGGGAACUAAGAUUGCUUCUGAAGGACUCAAGCAUCGAGUAUUCGAGGUUUCUCUGGCUGAUCUCCAGAAGGAUGAGGAUCAUGCUUACAGAAAGAUACGUCUAAGAGCAGAAGAUGUGCAAGGGAAAGAUGUGCUCACUAACUUCUGGGGGAUGGAUUUCACCACUGACAAGCUGAGGUCGUUAGUCCGGAAGUGGCAGACACUGAUCGAGGCUCAUGUGGAUGUAAAGACUACUGAUAACUAUACCCUUAGGUUGUUUUGUAUUGCAUUUACCAAGAGACGCGCAAAUCAGGUCAAGCGUACCUGCUAUGCUCAAUCCAGUCAGAUUCGUCAGAUUCGCCGCAAGAUGAGAGAAAUUAUGAUAAACCAGGCUUCAGCCUGUGAUCUGAAGGAGUUGGUGCAGAAGUUUAUCCCUGAGAUGAUUGGCAGAGAGAUUGAAAAGGCAACAUCCAGCAUCUAUCCACUGCAACAUGUUUUCAUUCGAAAAGCCAAGAUCUUGAAAGCUCCCAAGUUUGAUCUUGGCAAGUUGAUGGAGGUUCAUGAGAAAAAAGAGGACGUCGGUGUGAAGAUUGAUAGACCAGCAGAAGAAAUUGUGCCCGAGGAGACCACCAUUGUCGGGGCAUGAAUUGAUUUAUGAAGACCUUGCUCGCUUUGCUGGCUAAAGUUUUGAUCAUCGAUUCAGACAGAUGCAGACUUGAUCUGCUUACUCGAGUAUUAUUAAGCAAUCUUUUAGUUGAUGUUCAGUUUUCUUUCUCUCUUUUAAAUUCACU